UCACCCCAAACCCGUCUCCUCCCUAACCUUUUCUUCCCUCAGAAACCUUCUCUUCUCUUCUCUUCUGUGAGCAGAGAGAGAGAGAGGCAUGAGGAUUCGCAGAAGCGCCAACCGUUCCCUUCUCCAUACGACGUCGUCUGCACCGCCCAUCAUCUGCCAACUCAACCAGAAUCCAUGGGAUGUCGCAGACUUCUCUCCUCCGUCCUCUCCUCCUCCUCCUCCUCCGCCGCCGCCGCCGCCGUCUCCACCUCAGUUCGAUGUGAGCAGCUUCUCCGCCGGAAAUGGAAGCUCACCGGCCGGCAAUCUCCUUUCCCAGAGGGAAAUCAACCUUGGUUGCAUUCUACAAAACUCCAUUGGAGACAGGGAGAUCAAGCAGGAGCUGAAAAGGCCGCUGCAGCACAGCAAGAGAGCACCUGGUAAGAUUGUAAUGUGCAACAAAACUGAUGGUAAGAAAUGGAAAUGCCGCCGGGAAGCCGUUGAAUCCCAUACCUUGUGCGAGCAUCAUCUAUCCUUGUCAAAAAACAGCAGCAGCAGCCGCGCCGCCGGAAAGAGCCUGCCGGAGAAGAACAAGAAGGCGGCGGCGCCGGAGAGCAGCAACACAUCCAAAGCACCACCAGCUCCUCCCUCCGACUAUUACUACUACUCAGGUUUCGGGCCGAGAUGGGGCAAGAAUAGGGCCGAAAUCGCGCAGCCGGAGCAGCAGCAGCAGCAGCCUCCCAACGAGGAAGAUGAUCAGAUGGAAGUAGACAGCAGUUCUGAUGAUGAGGAGAAUGAGAAGAGGAGAAAGAGAGGUCGGAAGCCCGUCAAAGCAAGGUCGCUUAAGUCUCUUAUGUAGACGACGACGACGACGACGACGUCGACCAUAUCUGUAUAUCGUUGCCUGUUUUCGUAAGUUUUUUUAAUUAUGAAUAAAUGUUAUGUGAGGGAGAGGGACAUAAAUAAUAUACAUACAUGACUGCUGUGUGUAUACAUAUGUUAUGUGUUUGUGUGUAUUUGCUUGUUUUGUUUAAUUACUAUGGAUUCCGCCAUGUUCGAAAGCCUAGUCUUCUUCCCGAGCUGAUAAAAGGGUAAA
Andrographis paniculata is the source of this 1072-nucleotide messenger RNA. RefSeq names its product trihelix transcription factor DF1-like. The record is from RefSeq and is a predicted model, not a curated record. NCBI's taxonomy places the organism in Eukaryota, Viridiplantae, Streptophyta, Magnoliopsida, Lamiales, Acanthaceae. The coding region runs from base 89 to 835 and encodes 248 amino acids. The transcript has 3 exons.